GAAAGCAGCAAGGCAACCCAACGGCCAGCGUGGAAACGCAGAAGCCGCCAGCAGGGACACCGCAAGUGCGCAUGCGCAAGCGAAAAGCACUCCGAAGCCGCGCAGCAGCGCAGUUCCCGCAGCCCAUCAGCACUCGCCCGCGCACGCUCUCGUCGUUGCUCUUGUGCGUCGUGCCGUGUGUCGUGCCUUGUUUGGAGUGCUGUGCGCGUGUGCGUGUGCGUGUGCGCUUGUGCGUGCUUCCUGGGCUGUGCUCACAUUUUUCUCACCACCACCAAACCUCGGCAGCUUCGUCUCUUUUGCGAAGCGCACGGGGUUCCGGAGGGCUCCGAGACACGAAACCACCACCACCACACCCAAUAGACUAGCUGCUGCCACAAAACAUCACCGAGUUCCCAUAUUCCCCCUUCUGUCGUUCUCUCCCUCUCCUCCUCCUCCUCGUCCUUCCCUUCUUCUUCCAUUCUUUCUGCCAUUCUUUCCCUUCCUCCACCUCGACUCGUCUGCUACGACUGUUCGAUCCCUGAACCAGCUCCCCCUAUUCCACCCCCCCCCUUCCAACCUUUCUCUGUGUUUUGGCUUGAACCAUCUAUCUCCCUGGGUUGUUCUUGUUUGUCUUCUCCCUUGAGCAACGGCAUUUUUUCCUGUGAUGCACAGAGUUUGCUUUGCGGGCCACUCCUCGACCCAUGCAUCUCCUUUCUGCUCCGUCGCUGGUGAGGAAGACGACGACGACGACGACGACAAUCGGCGCUCACCGCUCAACCUCUUUGACGAAACACUUCACACUGCUUCAAGCGCAGGCAGCAGCAACAGUCUUCACUCUACUGACGCUGAAGCCUUCGUGAGCUUCCCGGACAGCACCAGCGCCGCCCUUUACUCAACCACCAAGCUUCCUCCGCCGCUCCCGCUUCCCUUGCCUCAGCAGCAGGAACAAGAAGAGCACGAAGAUCUUGAGGACGACGAAGGCCUUGUCCUUAACCUCUCCCCUUUGUCCAACUGCCCCGCCGAGUGCGACGCCACCUCUCUGCCUUUCCCCGACUUUGGGAACCCCUUCAAGACGGCAAGCCAACAAGAAGCACGCUCAUCCUCCGACGCUGCCGCGCCAACCACCAAUGUUGCGACGGCGCCAACGGUCGAGUUUUUCGACCUCCUAGCGCAGGAUCAGCCUUCGCCAGGCUUCUUCCCCUUGCCGCCAGGCACCCCGCCUCCGGCCUCGUCCUCCGCCGCGGCCCAGACGACUGGCGCUACCGCCAGAUCAGCCGUCACGACCAACGGCAACGGCAACGUCACGCCAGCCUCAGCUGCUGGCACGACCAUGACUGAUGCCGUGAUGGUGGGCGGUUUGCAGGCGUCGGCCCAGGUGACGCAGAUGUCUGUGAGCAGGGCGCAGGGCAUGCCCCCAGGUGUGCCCGCCACGGCAACGCUGGACCUGUGGAACGUGGACUUUCUCAACGAGGCAGCGUGCUCGUCGUCGCCGACCCCGCCCGCCAUGCUGAGCGCUCUGGCGCCCUACAUGCCGCAGGACGCCAUGGUGAACGGCGCUGCCGGCAAUCAGGGUGUUGCGCAGGCAUCGGCUCGCCGCUCGUGCCUAGCACCGCGCCGCUCUGGGCAGCACAGCAUGCCGCCAGCCCUUUCGCUGGCCGCCAGCAACUACAACAACUACGCCAGUUACAGCACCUUCACGGCCAACGCCAACCCCGGCAAUAACAACACCAACAGCAGCAGCAGCGCAAAUCCAGCGGUUUCGUACGCGUACUCGCCCAGCGGCGUGCCCGCCGUGCUGGUGCCGAUGAUGGCGCCACAGCACUCGGCAGCGGCCCUCACCCACGCUGGCAACAUGGUGGAAGGCCGUGUCGCGAGCACCGGCACGGGCACCAUCACGGGGAACAGCAGCACGUACAGCGGGAGCGACCUCAAGACGGAGGAGCAGCUCUCCCCCUCGCCUGUCGCCAACAUGCUCUCCGAGGACGAUGAACAGGCGCUCGACUUUGCCAUGUGCGGCGACCCCAUGUUGAUGGACACGCGCACGACAACGCCGCCGCCGCCAGCGAACCGGCUGCGCGCACCGAUGACCCGCGGUCGCAGGCGCAGGCGCAGCAAGCGGCAGCAAGCAGCUGUCUCGCAGGCAUCGCAGCCGCACGUGAUGACCAUGAUGCCUGCAAGCAUCAGCGCCAUGGCGAGCAGCAGCAUGUCCUCAGCGGGCUCUGCACCGCGGAGAAGCCUGCGCCAGAAGCAACAGGGCCAAGUGCACAAGCAGCGCAGCAAGCAGUCCAAGCGCCACCAGCAGCAGCAGGAGGAGGAGGAGGAGGAGGAGCAAGAGACCUCGCCUCCAUCGUCCAACUCGAGUGAUCACGGGCACAGCAGCGCCCAUCACCCGCACAAGCGCGGCGUGAAGCUCGAGUCCAAGUACCAGUGGGACGAGCACCUCCUCACCAUGCCACGUGCUGAAUUUGUGCACUUUACGCGCACCAACAAGCACCUGACUGCGGAUCAGCUGCAAGACCUGCGACAGACGCGCCGCCGCAUGAAGAACAGGCUGUACCAGAAGGAUGCCCGGGACAGGCGGUUCAUCAGGGUUGCGCGGGAGCGGGAGUUGACCCGCCACCAGCUGCAGGCGUCUGUGCGCCGUCUCUCUGCACGCUGCCUUCGUCUUGAGGCCAUCAUCCGCGCCCACUGCCCAGAACAGCUCACCACCCUCACCGAAGAGCAGCUGUGAGGCUGUGUCGGCGUGUGCGUGUGUGUGCGUGUGCGUGCGAAUGUUAGACAAGCUGCUGCUGCUCUUUGAACACGUUUUUUUUUUUUUGUGUGUGUGUGUGUGCUGCUCAUUUCCCAUGCCAGGUUAUAUCUGAGCCUGUGUUGUGAUUUGUCUUUUUUCGUGAUGCUGAUCGAUCAUGAUUGGGGUGUUGAUGACAAGCUUGACUGACAACAAGCUUGCGCGUGUGUACCUGCAAGCCUUCUGCUGACUAGCCCCUGUGCACAUGUGUGUAUGUGUGUGAAUGUGCGUAACGUCCAUCCCUUCGUCUUACGCUACAAUUGCUGACGCUUUGUAUGUUAAUUGAAAGUCGUGUUGACAUUGAAGACACUCCCCGAG
Molecule: messenger RNA, 3085 nt
Organism: Salpingoeca rosetta
Lineage: Eukaryota; Choanoflagellata; Craspedida; Salpingoecidae
Exons: 1
Coding region: 644-2710 (688 amino acids)
Biological process (GO): regulation of DNA-templated transcription
Molecular function (GO): DNA binding
Source: RefSeq, a predicted model, not a curated record